CUAGUGUAACAGCAUGAAACUCCAGGCUGAUCAUGUUAAUUUGUCAAAAACUUUGCAUUGCACUUUUGACACCGUAAAAUGGGCAGGUUUAGUCGGAUUUAAUAAUGCAAUAAUUCGGAAAAGCAGCGGCUGUAGCUGAUGAAACUCAAUGUAGUAAAGGGAGUCAGUGAUUAUGUUCAGCCAGACUCAACAUGGACAUGUAAUUUGUUGAAACAAAGUUAAAGGUUUUGACAUGGUCUCUCAAAAAAGUUCUCCAACACCCCCAGAGGGUAUUACACCCUUCCAGCAGAUGGUGGCGUCCUGCUCCGGGGCAAUUAUUACAUCGCUGUUUGUCACACCUCUUGAUGUUGUCAAGAUCAGACUUCAAGCACAAAGGAAUCCUUUCCCCAAAGGAAAAUGUUUUGUGUACUGUAAUGGAUUGAUGGAUCACAUAUGCGUCUGCGAGAAUGGAAAUGGUAAAGCGUGGUACAGAGCACCCGGUCAUUUCAAUGGCACCCUGGAUGCCUUUAUUAAGAUAGUACGUAGGGAGGGAAUCAGAUCUCUAUGGAGUGGUCUUCCUCCAACACUAAUAAUGGCAGUGCCUGCAACUGUGAUCUAUUUCACGUGUUACGAUCAGCUGUUUGCUACUUUCAAGGUCAGGAUGGGAGACAAAGCAGACAUGGCUCCGCUAUUGGCCGGUGCUCUUGCGAGAGUGGGCUCAGUCACGGUAAUAAGUCCCCUGGAGCUGAUCCGCACAAAGCUUCAGUCCGAGAAACUUUCGUACCGGCAGCUGAGCGAUGUGAUCCGGUCAGCGGUGCACAGCGAAGGCUGGCGAUCUCUGUGGAGAGGCUGGGGUCCCAUGCUGCUCCGAGACGUACCCUUUUCAGCUAUGUACUGGUAUAACUAUGAGAAGGGGAAAUCCUGGCUGUGUGCUUACUACUGCUCAAACCCAACCUUUGCCAUUACAUUCACAGCUGGUGCGGUGUCUGGAUCGAUUGCUGCGAUCAUCACCUUGCCAUUUGACGUGGUAAAGACGAGACGACAGGUGGAACUUGGUGAAAUGCAGGCAAUGAAAUUGUCCACACAAGUCUCAUCCAGCACAUAUAACGUGAUGAAACGGAUAGUGGCAGAGAAUGGCAUAUCAGGACUGUUUGCAGGUUUUAUGCCCCGGCUGAUAAAAGUGGCACCUGCGUGUGCUAUAAUGAUCAGCACAUAUGAGUUUGGAAAAGCUUUGUUCCGCAAACAUAACCAGGAGAAAGAGAUCACGACCAGACUGCAGUCCAGUGCCUGAUCCAUCACACACAUCUGAAAUACAACAGCUCUGCAGAAAAUCACUCAUCUCUUUAUCAGAUAGCUUUGUUUGUUCACACAUUUUUCCCAUCAUGCGUGACUUUUAUCUGUCACCCAUCAAUUAGGUGAAGAAAGGAGGAACAUACCGGGUAUCUUUUUUAUAAUGCACCUUACCUUUAAAGGAGAGGUACGUUUAAUAGUUUAUUAAAGAAUUAUUUGUAUUUUAUUUAUUGAUGGUUAUUAAAAUACAAAUCACUGUGAAAAAAGUGAAAUUUUUGGAUACCCAUUUUAUUCCUGCUAGACAAUGAUGUCAGUCAUGUUUAUGAAUGUAAUUGAUUUUAUUUCAAUGCGGUGGAAGGCUUUUUAUUUGUUUUAUUGUUUUAGUUGUCUUUUGGUCAUUUCCAGCCUGAUCUCACAAAUUUCCGUGGGAUAGUCACAGAAUUUUUUGCAAAUUUUUCCGUGGCAUUCUUACAGAUCUCCGCAUUUUUCCUUGGCCCUGCUACGGACUGUCUUUUACAUAAGAUUUACAUGAAAUGACAUCCCUACCCAAAACCAACUGUAGCCCCAAGGCCAGGUGACAAUUGUUUAAAGUUUAGAAAAUAUAAAAGAAUAAAUCAGAAAAAAAUAGUAUAAACCAAUAGUUAAAGUGACAUACUAAUGCAAACACCAAAUCUAACCCUAAACCGAAGCGAAAAUGGUUUGAAAAUAGCAAAAAGCAGUUGAGUAACCAAUCCCUGAGAAUGCCACAGAAAAAGACAGUCCGUAGCAGGGUCACGGAAAAAUGCGGAGAUCCGUGGCAAAAAAUUCUGUGACUAUCCCACGGAACUUUGGGAGAUCAGGUUGGUCAUUUCACUAAUAGUUGUUUGUAUUAAUAAACAAAGAUCUAUUAUGUUAAUUGUGCCAAAAUCCCUGAAACUAGGGUAAGCCUGUUAUGUUAAAGCCCUAUUUGAAGUGUGUAUACUUAAGUGUGGAUAUUAAGAUUUAAAAUCUAAAAAUAAAUUUUUUUUUAUAUAGAAUAGUCACUGUAGUUUUUCUGAUUAGAUAAAAAAUGCCAUAUUAAGUAAAAAAAAAAACCUGUAUUUAGUUGUUUUAAAGAAUGAGACAAAAACAGCAUUCAGCCAAGAUCUGAAUUACAUUUUCAUUUAUUGAAAAAACAUGAUGAUUAAAAUUAAAUAUCACAGAAUAAAUUAAAGCUAAAUGAUACUGAAUAUAUGAUAUUCAUCUCAGUGUGCCUUCAUUGUGCUUACAGCAUUUAUUUCUGUCACACUAUAACAACAGAAAGUUUGACUUUGACAAAUGAAGCUUAAUCACCACAUCUGAUUUAAGAAAGCCAUAAGGACAACAUAUUAAAAAAAAUGUCAGUAAAGGCAUUGAAUUGAAGCAGUAUGAUUUAAAAAAAGCCAACUUAAUCCUUAAAAGGCUAAAACAAUGUCAGCAAAAC
This is a messenger RNA of Paramisgurnus dabryanus, 2710 nucleotides long. RefSeq names its product solute carrier family 25 member 40 (gene slc25a40). Gene Ontology annotation, cellular component: mitochondrion. Lineage: Eukaryota; Metazoa; Chordata; Actinopteri; Cypriniformes; Cobitidae. Gene Ontology annotation, biological process: mitochondrial transmembrane transport. The record is from RefSeq and is a predicted model, not a curated record.